GAAGGGGUCUCCAAUGAUGAACACGACGCCAUUAACCGUACGUCCAUCGACGCGUGUAUGGCACUGUUCGUCAAUUCUGCUGUUAUUCCGAGGCGAUUCGAGCAUUCGAAUCUUGGUGAUCGUGGUGGAAGUCGACGUUUGCGGAAAAAAUUCGACUGAAAUUAUUUUUCUUACUUAUACCUCCAAGAAAUCUGUAAACAAUGGCGAUCGUGGAAUCUUAUUGGACCCCAUGUAUUUGGUCAAAUAGUGUGAAAACCGGCUGCAAAGCUAUAGCGUUUUACACAGUGGCGAUUAGUAUAGUGCUUAUUACGCUAAUAUCCUAUCAACUGGCUGGUGGCGAUUCCACGCAGCUGUAUAAUCCGUUAUUCGAAGCUGAUGUAAGGGGAUCUAUGCAAGUUGUCGGAGGCUUCCUCAUCUUCUAUCUGCUUCUGUUAAUCAUAUGCGCCUUGUUAAUGGUUUACGGCGUAAAAGAAGGUGUACGUGGAUGGUUAUUGCCAUGGCUCGUUGGAUGGUUCAUCGUUUGUUUAUUCCAAUUAGCCUUUGGACUGUGGCUUUUAGGCGGUUAUUAUAUUUAUUUGGACUCUGUAUUUGCGACAUUAUGCAAUUGGCUUUGGAUGUCUUACAAUAUAUAUUGUUGGCUGGUUGUUUUGUCGAUGUACAGAAUUUUUGCAAAGCUGCAAUCUCCAAACAUAGAACUUUUGUGGCCUUAAAAGAAAGCACAAUGCGAAAACAAUAUGUACACACCUAUUGCAACCAAAUCUGCAGACUAAGAAAGUGACAGCGGUGGAGCAUCGACAGAGCGACUUCGCCAUAUGACAACGAAGUCAAGCGAG
This is a messenger RNA of Atta colombica, 833 nucleotides long. RefSeq lists its product as uncharacterized. The record is from RefSeq and is a predicted model, not a curated record. Bases 201 to 710 code for a protein of 169 amino acids. The transcript has 7 exons. NCBI's taxonomy places the organism in Eukaryota, Metazoa, Arthropoda, Insecta, Hymenoptera, Formicidae.